CAUUUCCGCGCCAGCCGCCAUCUUGUCGGCGGUUGGAGGCGCUCGCUGCGUCGGGAGCCCGUUUUUUUUUCCCCCGGCCGAAGUGGACCCUUCCCCGCCUCUCGCCAUGGCCAACAACUGCCCUGUCCUGGGCGCUGGCAACUGCCACCAGCCCCCUCCGCAGCACCAACAGCCGCCUCAGCCGCCCGGGCCGCCGGCCGGAGCCGUUCUCUCGCCGCCACCGCUGCCGCUCCAGAGCGCGGGCCCCAAGCCGGCGGCCUCCGGCAAGCAAGGCAACGUCCUGCCCCUGUGGGGGAACGAGAAGACCAUGAACCUCAACCCCAUGAUCCUCACCAACAUCCUCUCCUCGCCCUACUUCAAGGUGCAGCUCUACGAGCUCAAGACCUACCACGAGGUGGUCGACGAGAUCUACUUCAAGGUUACACAUGUUGAGCCUUGGGAGAAAGGAAGCAGAAAAACGGCAGGCCAGACAGGGAUGUGCGGAGGGGUGCGUGGUGUUGGAACUGGUGGUAUAGUAUCUACAGCCUUUUGUCUCCUCUACAAGUUAUUUACCCUGAAGCUAACUCGUAAGCAAGUGAUGGGACUGAUAACACAUACAGACUCUCCUUAUAUUAGGGCCCUUGGAUUCAUGUAUAUUAGGUACACACAGCCUCCAACAGAUUUAUGGGACUGGUUUGAAUCUUUUCUUGAUGAUGAGGAGGAUCUCGAUGUGAAAGCUGGUGGCGGUUGUGUCAUGACCAUUGGAGAAAUGCUGCGUUCCUUCCUUACUAAGCUUGAAUGGUUUUCUACAUUAUUUCCAAGAAUUCCUGUACCAGUCCAGAAGAACAUAGAUCAACAAAUAAAAGCCAGACCUAGGAAAAUCAAGAAGGACGGCAAGGAAGGAGUAGAAGAAGUAGACAGACACGCAGAGCGUAGACGUUCAAGGUCUCCAAGGAGGUCCUUGAGUCCCAGGAGGUCACCUAGAAGAUCAAGAAGCAGAAGUCGUCACCGAGAAGGCCGUGGAUCAUCCAGUUUUGAUAGAGAAUUGGAAAGAGAAAGAGAGCGGCAAAGGCUAGAACGUGAAGCCAAGGAGAGAGACAGGGAGAGGCGACAGUCCCGAAGUUCUGAUCGAACGUUGGAACGUCGUCGAAGCAGAAGCCGAGAGAGGCACAGGAGUCGAAGCCGUGACCGGAAAGGAGACAGAAGAGAGCGGGACAGGGAGAGGGAGAAAGAAAAUGAACGCAGUAGAAAGAAGGAGCGUGACUAUGAUAAAGACAGAGGCAUUGAAAGGGAGAGAGAGCGAUCCAGAGAGAGAGAUCGCUCAAGAGAAAAAUCAAAAGACAGAAAAUGCAGAAGUGAAAUAGAUGAGAGGAGGCAUAAAGAUGAAAAAGAUGAAAGGAGACAUAGAGAGGAGAAGAGAGAUUCCAAAAAAGAGAGGAGACACAGCAGGAGCCGAAGUAGGGAUCGGAAGCAUAGAAGUAGAAGUGUGAGUAGGAAUGCUGGCAAGCACAGCAGGAGCAGGAGUAAAGAGAAAUUGAGUAAACACAAGAGUGAAAGUAAAGAGAAAUCAAAUAAACGGAGUAGAAGCAGAAGCAGAGGAAGAACUGAUAGUAGUGAAAAGUCCCGAAAGCGAGACCGUAGCCCCAGUAAAGAGAGGUCGCGAAAACGUAGCAAAAGCAAAGAACGUUCCCACAAACAUGACCACAGUGAUAAGGACCACUCAAACAAACACGAUCGCCGGAGCCAAAGCACAGAACGAGAGAAUCAAAAACAAUCUAAAAACAAAGAUGAGACUGUAUGAAUGUUCAGAAGUGGAUCACAUUGAAUCCUAUAAAUGUUUUGAAACCUUGCUUAUUUUUUUUCUUAAAGUUAAGAUUGUGCAGUAGUUGAUGAGCACUCUUCAACCUCCCUUUAGGCUGCAGAUUGUCAUUUCCUAUUUUGAGUAGGGAAGUGCCUUUGUAAUCCCAUUAAACGCGUUGACUAUUUCA
Molecule: messenger RNA, 1967 nt
Organism: Anolis sagrei ordinatus
Lineage: Eukaryota; Metazoa; Chordata; Lepidosauria; Squamata; Anolidae
Gene: PRPF38B
Product: pre-mRNA processing factor 38B
Cellular component (GO): precatalytic spliceosome
Source: RefSeq, a predicted model, not a curated record